This is a messenger RNA of Cicer arietinum (chickpea), 654 nucleotides long. RefSeq lists its product as uncharacterized. The record is from RefSeq and is a predicted model, not a curated record. Gene Ontology annotation, biological process: positive regulation of transcription by RNA polymerase II; cellular response to iron ion starvation. Gene Ontology annotation, molecular function: DNA-binding transcription factor activity, RNA polymerase II-specific. Lineage: Eukaryota; Viridiplantae; Streptophyta; Magnoliopsida; Fabales; Fabaceae.
AUGGAUCAAGGGGGAGACAACAGUGACAAAAUGUAUGAAGGUUUGGAACCUGAUUUUGAAGAAAUGUAUGAUGAUUUGGAUCCUUAUUUUGAAGAAAUGUAUGAUGAUGUGAAACCGAAUUUUGACGCUAUGAAUGACAGAGUUGAGCCUGUUAUGAUUGAUUUGAUUGAUGUGUUUACCACCGGCAUGAUGUUCGAUACACGAGAUGAAUUAUUGAAAUGGGCUAGAAAUGUUGGAAGGGAAAAUGGAAUUGUUGUUGUGAUUUUUAGAUCUGAAACUGCGACAGCACGAUCAAGAACAAAGACAAAAUUAAUUCUUGGUUGUGAAAGAAGUGGUAAAUAUAGACAUUGGAAGAAUCCUAAUCUUACGAGGAGUACUUGGACUAGAAAAUGUGAAUGUCCAUUUAGAUUGAGAGGAACACGAUCAAGUGUUGGUGAUGAAUGGUAUUUGCAUGUAAUAUGUGGUCUCCAUAACCACGAAUUGGCCAAAAAACUGACCGGUCACUCUUUCUUAUGCCGAUUGUCACAAAAUGAGAAAAAUGUACUUGGUGAUAUGACAAAGAACUUGGUAAAACCAAAAAACAUUUUAAUGACACUGAGGGAUCACAACGUUGAAAGUUUGACGACAAUAAAACAAGUUUAUAAUGCACGUUAA